This is a messenger RNA of Fibroporia radiculosa, 3453 nucleotides long. RefSeq lists its product as uncharacterized. Bases 1 to 3453 code for a protein of 1150 amino acids. Lineage: Eukaryota; Fungi; Basidiomycota; Agaricomycetes; Polyporales; Fibroporiaceae. The transcript is spliced from 4 exons. The record is from RefSeq and is a predicted model, not a curated record.
AUGGUCUCUCAGGCACCGCUUUCCAAAAACCCACCACUUUCCUACGCCGACCGCGCCAAAAAAGCGCAGAAUGCGGGGCAGAAGUCUUCGUCCUCGCAGCGCGUAUUCAGCCAAGCCAUGUCGACAGGAGCUACCAGCACUUCCAAUAUUGCGACCUCUGGCCCCAGCACGAUUCCCAGAAACGAGGGAAACGCGGUCGAGUCUCCAUCACUAGCUGCUGUUCCACCUGCCUCCUCUCCCCAGUCUGUUUCGCCCCUGCCUUCACAAGUCAAUGCAAACGGUGACGUAAAACACCCCGUGAAUGACUCGCUAGCUGCGGGUCCGCCUGCGCAGACAGAAACUUUCCCGACGUCUGCUUCUAUUUCCGACUCAAUUUCUCCUCAACCACCUGCUGUGAACGUCUGGAAUCUGCGCAAGGAGCAGAUGGCACAGGCUCGCGCUCGAUCUAAUCACAACUCAAUACAAAAGCCUUUAUCUAGUGCGAACCAUCCUCCACUGCAAGAACCUCAUUUACGCGGAUCAUCAAUUCUGCAGGAGCAAAAUACGCGCAUCGGAACGGCGUCCUCGAGUACAUCACAACCUGUGGUGACUGCAGGGCCGGCUGCUGCAGCUGGAAGGUCUGCGCAGUCGAUGACAAACGGAAAUGGUGAUGCGCAUAGCGAGGGGAGCGAGGCGGCUGUACUACGACCACAAGCGCGCGCUCUGCAGGUCGCUGAUGAUGAGGAGAAUUGGCCAGAGGUUGGGAAGAUGGUCAGCCAGGCGAGCAGUGUGAGUGGGCAUGUCGAAGGGGAACAAGCAGGAGGGUAUGAACGGGACACAUCGCGCGAGGGGUCUCAAGGGCACGCUGCAUCACGGAAAAGUGCGUUUUUCCUAUUUGCCCCUUAUCAAACUCUCCGCCCUGUCCUCUUUUUAUGUUUCUCCGGAUCUUUUGUGAAAAAACGAAAUGGGUACCAAUACCUCCUGCCGAGCUACAAGCCGCCGCUGACGCCGCGCGUUCACAACAACCUCGACAUCGUUCGCAACAUUUGCAUCACCACCAGUCCCAUUCUCGACAUGCCCAGACCGCCUCAGGGUCUGCGUCAUCUGCGUCAGGCUCGCAGGGACAAAGUCACAGGCAGCGCACAAUCAAGUCCUCCUGCUGGUUAUGGGCGUGGGGGACGACAUUUGCCUGAAGAAGGUGUUGCAGGACCGCCGACAAGUUCAAAUGCAGCCAGCAAGAGCGUCAGUAUGAGACCGUCAAGGGCAGGCUCACCACAGGCGUUUCAAACGGUUUUACCACCCCCCGAAUUCGUCCCUAAUAGUAUGAUGGGAUAUCGAGCUCUACCACCGAGCCUAACUCGAAGUGGACCAAGCCCUGCUGAACACAUUCAAGAUCCAAGUAGUAUGAACAAUACCAUGCCCCCGUACUAUGCUUCUCCCCCUCCUAUACCACCACCUGUCAGUGCUCAGCGGUCGUAUCAUUCACCACACUCUUCUGGAUCGCCUGUACAGCCUCCGUACCCGCUUCAGCCACAUGCACCUGUACCGCAUAUGUACGGCGCUCCCAGCGGACAAGGUCCGAUACACCUUCCGUACGCAGGCACCCCGCCCUAUCCAGUGUAUCCCUCGUACAGCUAUGGCUAUCCACCCUAUAUGUACUGGUCUGCAGGCCCAGUUUCGCACUCGCCUGUUGCUCCGGACGGUGUGCCGCCGGCCACAGUGCUGAUGCGGCCUCCGCCGCAGACCGACGCUGACGUAACGGGAUACCGCGAUACAGGUUUCGUGCUUCCACCGCCGGCAACGUAUGAUCGACCUAGAGAGAAGUCCGAAGGGGGUCUAGAUACUGGCGGCGACAAUGGUUUCGAAAGAGGUCGAAGAAUACGUGAAUUAAGCUUUGGCAGCAUUGGUGCUACGGUUGACUCUGGCAGUCCCGGACCACCUAUCGCGCUGCCGACUCAGUCGGGUGUGCUGGGUCUGGAUGUUGGAAGAUCUAAAGAGGUGGAACAGGAAGGGAGUGACACGGAUAAGCCCAUUCCACCGUUCGCUAUUGGCGUUGCUCCUGGAGAGUCGGGCCCCGCUCGCAUACGGUCACGCACACGCACGACUUCUAAGGGCCCUACAUUGGCACCUGGUGAGGCAUUUUCCGUAGCAAUAUCCACGACAGAGCAGUCCGGGCCAGUGCAAGCUGGCGAAGUGGAUACAAGCAAUGCAAGCACAGUGGUGAGGGGCGGUGAAAUGAAGUGGCAAUUCGGGUCGACCGUAGAGGCCGAGGAGUAUAUUGACAUGGGUGGAAGAGGAACAGAUGCUGUUCACGCGUUGCCGGCGAACACGACGAUGGGUUCAGAUUCGCUCGUCUCGGAGGCGGGGGAAGUCGUCCCAGUAGUGCACGUUGAUGGGACAAAUCACGUUCCGCUGCCCCUUGAAGGUCAUGAUAUGACUGUGACGAAUGGUCUGGCUACGGCGCACUCACCCUCCUACGGGCAUUUGGCGCCUCCAUCUACUUCGGAUCCUGGCUCUCCUGAUGACUUGAGGGUGAAAGAUUAUGGAUUUGGGUUUGGGCGUAAGCCUGGUUACCAGCCCUCACCGACUAGUGAAGAGCGGGGCACACGAGACAAACGGGACUGGCAGGAUAGAGAGCCAGUUUAUGGACGCCCCAGGCGCGGGUCGCUUGGUGGAGGCUUCGGCUACGAUCGUGGUGGACACGAUCGCGGUGGCUACUCUGGGCGAAGGGGACGUGGGAUGGGAUAUGCUGGGAGGGGAGGUUAUCAUUCGCGGGCACAUUCGCGGGGUGGAGGGGCAUAUCAAGCAGGGCAGGCACGCCAGCCACCGUUUAUUGUUCAGCCCGCUCUGCAGCCAUUGCAGACCGACAUGAACGGCUUCUAUUCGCAUCCGCCGCCGCAGAUGACGACUUACUAUACGCCUACACCGACGUACGAGACUUACCCUGCUGCAUACUCUCCUGUUUACCCACCUCCCCUGCAAUCCGCAUCAUCGGCACCUCCGGUGCCGCAGCCGCAAUCUCCGUUGUCAUUCCCGCUGGAUCCUACCCGAUACUUUCUGCUUGGCCAGCUGGAGUAUUACCUCAGUCCGCAAAACGUUGUGCAAGACUUCUACCUCCGCCAACAGGCAAGAAUUCAAUAUUUUCAACCACUAUUCUUGCUAAUCGCUUACUAUCGCAGAUGGAUUCGCCUUACCAUGGAUCUGUCGUUGGUCACUGAUGUCCUGACUCUCUCAAGUCUUGUUGAAGUCCAGAGUGGACACGUGCGAAUGCGACAAUGGGAGCAGUACGUGCUCCCUAACGCUUCUCAGAGUACUGUCGAGGAAGCAGAGAUUCAGCAACAGCCUCAAGAGAUGGCGCAGCAGACUUCUGAGGCAAUUUUCCCUUCCAAAGGACCAUCUUCAGAGAUUGAGGAGUGUGAUGAAGGGGAAGACGAGGAAGAAGAAGAUGUGGUUUUCGUUCUUGAAAGGGACUAG